AUGUUCAAACCUUCAGCCCGGAAUGCAGGCACUAGCCUAAUUCAAGGACAGCAUGCACAUGAUGUGGUGGGAAACCCCUCACAUGUGUUGCUGUGGAUCCAUCUUUUGCUCCAAGCAUCAUCAUCACUAUCCGCUCCACAGCCUACUUCAAAUGAUCUCCAAAGACAGGCUGGCCUUGGCUCAAGGAUAGUUCCUCUUGUUCAAACAGAGGUGCUCGAAGAAGGGCAGCAUGACUCAGAAAGAUCAACCGACGCAAUUUCACCUGUGAUCGCCUCUUGCGCAGAACGCGGCUGGACCUUUACGUCGAAGAAACGCCGCGGCUUUCGCGGUCCCGGGCGUGGAUUGUAUCUACAUCAAUCCUCGUACUGA
Colletotrichum lupini is the source of this 369-nucleotide messenger RNA. RefSeq lists its product as uncharacterized. The record is from RefSeq and is a predicted model, not a curated record. The transcript has 2 exons. NCBI's taxonomy places the organism in Eukaryota, Fungi, Ascomycota, Sordariomycetes, Glomerellales, Glomerellaceae. Bases 1 to 369 code for a protein of 122 amino acids.